This is a messenger RNA of Helobdella robusta, 432 nucleotides long. RefSeq lists its product as hypothetical. NCBI's taxonomy places the organism in Eukaryota, Metazoa, Annelida, Clitellata, Rhynchobdellida, Glossiphoniidae. Bases 1 to 432 code for a protein of 143 amino acids. The record is from RefSeq and is a predicted model, not a curated record. The transcript has 2 exons.
AUGGACCGGUUCAAUAAGAAAGUGUUAAAUCAGUGCAUUGGACAGUUGGAUGGCCAUAUUGCUUGCUCUACAUCAACCAUCAACAUAAACACCAACAUCAACAUAAACAACAACAUAAACAUAAACAACAACAUCAACAUCAACAUAAACAACAACAUCAACAUAAACAACAACAUCAACAUCAACAUCAACAACACCAACAUCAACAUAAACAACAACAUCAACAUAAACAUAAACACCAACAUCAACAUAAACACCAACAUCAACAUAAACAACCACAUCAACAUCAAUAACACCAACAUCAACAUAAACAACAACAUCAACAUAAACACCAACAUCAACAUAAACAACAACAUCAACAUAAACAUAAAUAACAACAUCAACAUCGACAACAACAACAUCAGCAUCAUCUGGAACGCCAGCAUUACAUAA